CGGAGAGAAGCAUACAGUGGCUGGAACAGUUAAGAAAAGGAAUUAUAGUUGAAUGCAGUCCAAGGCAUGUGGUAGCUAAGCAACAGAACUUUAAACUCUGUAUUGAAAGGCAGCACGCAGACACACCUCCUUUUCCAUUUUUCUAAGGAGGCAGUUUACAUUUGCAUUACUUUGCUAGUGAAAGACGUUCCCAUCUGCAGGGAAAAGCUUCUUGCAGGGUGAUGACUUCAUUAUAUGGAGAAGGUUUUCGGGGUCUCACAAUUAGAUAAAUAAUUUAACUGUAAUUAUACAAGGGUAAGGGGUACAAGUACUACAACUUUAAGUCCCACUUCCUGUUGGUAAAACUGCGUUCUUGUGAGAUUGUUUACCAGUUCCUCGCUCUAAGGACCAAUGGAAACAAUGCCAUCAGCUGCAAUCCUGGAGCCAGGACCCAUAUAUUUUUUUGACCAGCUGAAAACUAGAAAAAAAGAACGGAGCAAGAAAAUACCAGCAGAACGGCCCACUGACUUCAGUUCAUUCCACACACAUUUGCAGUGGGUAGGCUUAAUUCCCAGCUUGGUUAAAUGCAAGAAGACUGAUUGUAGAGAAGACUAUAUGGAAAGAAAUGAAGAUUCAUUUUUAAAAGAUGAUACUGAAAGAAGAGUGAAACAUCCAGUUGUGUGUCAAACAUCUGCCUAUUCCCUAUUCAAUACCAAGAGCGAGGAUCCCAACUCAAAGAUUUCUCAGAUGCCUUCAACUCUUCCAGAAGAUGAAGAUCCACAGCUGAGCCAGUUGGAUGAAUACAGAUACACAGUUCUCACCAUGUUACAGGAACUUGCAGAAAUUUUGCAUUUCUUUACUAGUUAUGAAAUAAUUUUCCCUCAGGGACUUAUAAAUGUCCUGAACUAUAGCUGGAGAGAGCUCUCUGAAGGUGCUGAUUACAGCAAAUGGUGCCGGAAGUCACUAACAUGCGAAAGCCAAAGCCUGGGGAGAGGCCAAGCAUUGGAUGAAUAUGAUAAGAUGGUUUCUAGGUCUGAAUGCAUAAGCUAUGAAACUGCUGAAAAUGCAAAAGUUCAUCAGCGUAAGAGUGGCGUUUUACAUGGUGCAAAGGAAAAAAGAAAUCUGGAAACUGCAUCAAAUAGGACUCUAGGAAACAAAGCUCCUGUUGCACAACAUGCUACCCAGUUACCUGUCACAAUCAGUUUCUCACUAUCAUCCAAACACUGUGAGGAAAGAGGUUGGAUUUUUCAGCGUUCUGACUCAAAGUCAGAAGAUCUUGACUGGAAAAUACCAUAUGUCUGGGCAGUGGAGAGACUCGGACAAGCACAGCUACAAAUAAAUGAUCAGCUAUCCAAGCUGAAAGCUGCAGGAUUUGACAAGCCAGUAAUUCUCCGCCACUAUGGUGAUGGUGGGAGAGAAAUCUUCAACAAGAAAUUUAAGAGAGAGAGCUCUAAAACAUUCACAUUUGAGCUGCUGAAUGGAAAACCACAAAUACCAACAAUUAAGCAGAUGGAUCCAGCAUGGAAAAAACUGCAUUACGGGCUAAUUGACGGCUCAUCAUUGGUUUACUAUCCUUCUGAGCAUCUGGCAGCUUGCCAAAGCUAUUCUGAUCUCCCAGGUGGGGGCGUAUACACCAACAUAUUCAGUGACUCUCCCAGUCAGACCAUACUUGGAACCUUUACACCUUCUGGGCAUGGCAGUAUUUGCUUUUCUAACAGUAACACUGUAGCAAUGAUGUUUAAUCAGCAAGGAGGCAUGAUGACUAACAAAGAUGGAGAAAUAAUCAGAAAAUGGAAAUGGCCUCGGGAGGGAAAUCUUAGUGAGCCAGUUAUAAUACAGGUUAAUGAAUACAUCACUGUGAGGAUUGCAGGGCGCUUUGCUAUUAACAUGGUCUACAAGUGGCAACAUGAAAGUGUGCGUUUGUCUUUGUCACCUGUACAGGGUACAUCUCCUCCGCAGUUAGAAGACCUGGCCCAGAUAGUCACCAGGAUUAACUUUUCAUCCAAAUCAGCAAAAGACUUCUGUAAUGAAAACAGGAAAAAAUUAAAGGAGAAAGAAACAAAGAAGGUUCAAAAGAAAGAAUCAAGGUUGGCAGAGCCACUGAAGACGCUUGAAAUUCUAGAGGAGAAUAUAAGCCACAGAAAUUAUUUCAGUGCAGCCAGAGAAUUAAGAAAGCUGCAGCAAAAGAUCAAAAAUAUUCUGGAUGACUGGAUGGAGUAUUAUCAAAUGGCUUUGGGAAUUGACUCAGACAUUCACAAAAUGCCUGAUCUUACUCCAAGAACCUUAAGAAAAUGCCAGAAUCAGUCUGUAGAUAUUCCCUUGGCUAACUCAACUGUAUGGAGACCACAGGAAGAGAGGAGAGAGGACAGUACAGCUGCCAAGUCAGAAAGCCCACUUCUGCUGGAUUGUUUCCAGCUAGCUCCUGCUUGCAACAUGCAGUGGGAGCCAUCAUCUUAUUCUCCCAGAGUUUCCACCUUACUAACCAGCAGUAUCAAUGUAGAUGUGCCACAUGUGACUCAGUUCAAUUUAAAUAAAAGCACACAUGUAUUACAGAACUUCUGCAGUUCAGGUGAUAAUGUAUUCGUUAGCGCUUGCCCUGCUGUCCUUCGGAGAAAAAUGAUGGGGCAGGAAGGAAAGCUACGUAGGUGCAGUAAUCAUCAGAUGCCAUGUGUGUCAGACCUGGAGUAUGAUCACCUUAUUAACAACCAGAUGUCUUCCCAGGAACAAAUCUUAGUGGUCUGUGUAUCUUCUUCAUUGCAAACAAACGAGGAUCCUAGGGAAGACGAAUUAGAGCAGCUAUAUGAGAAAAAGAACAGGAACAGAAGUAUGCCUUGUGUUCAGGGUCGUCUGGACUCCUUCCGCCUCCUUAAAUAUGACAUCAGCACUGCAGAUGAAUUUACAGGUCAUAAAGGCUCAUUACUGGUACAAAGGCAUAAUGUUGCUCCUGGCAUGUUUUUGAUGUCUGUUUGCUCUGUGGUGGGAGAAGGCAGGCAGGCUGGAGCUGUCCUCACUCUUCAGCCGUGUCAGAUGUACAUUCAAGGAAAGCUUAUUUUUGCCAACUAUAUUUUCAAUGGAUACAGCAAGUCAGUGAAAGACCUUCAAAAACAAAUAGCUAAGACCAGGAGUGAUUACCGCAUGGGCUACUGUUUACCGAAAGAUUUCAAAUUCAGUUCAUAGCUCCAGGGGUGCUCCAAAAGUACAAAGCGGAGAACAGCAGCUGAAAGUUCAGUUCUUCUCAAGCAAUCCGAGCACGUGGCCUGGAGGUUAAGUUAACACAAGCUCUGAAAGACUGUUUGUCAUUGUACAGAAGACUCCCAAAUCAGAGAGUGAAGCAGGAAUGGGGGUGAAAAUAAAAUCAACCAUUUACAAUACAUGCUAUGAAGCAGUCAUUGGGAACCAUCUCUUAUUCUUCUUUUAUUCAAACUGCAGUAAUAUCCCAGAGUCACAACUGGAUCAGACUCACAGGAUAGUAGCUACAAGCACAAAUGCCCCUAAGUCCCAACAGUGAUUAACCUUUACGUCUUAUGUGGUGUGAUCAUUGUCUAUUUAGUGCUCCUGCUGACAACUUGGAAACAGAAGCCAAAAAAUAAUAAUUGCACACUGAUGACUAUAAAAGGACGUGGGAUAAUUCCCCCCACCUCCCACAAUACAGUGAGGAACCCUUUAUAUAGUAAACCUUAGCUAACUCUCAGACAUAUCAGAAAGGUGUCUCUCUUUUUAUAUGCUUGCUUAGUUUGUUCUGCCAAUAAAAGCCUUAUGGAGCUGAACUGAACAAUGGCAGAAAAUAGUAGCUAAUCAGAUUACAGUUGUAUUUUUACUGAGGGAAACCUGUGUAUACCUAAAACAAAUACUGGAGAAGUAAAGAUCUAUGUAUUAGAU
Alligator mississippiensis (American alligator) is the source of this 3858-nucleotide messenger RNA. RefSeq lists its product as uncharacterized. The record is from RefSeq and is a predicted model, not a curated record. Bases 391 to 3156 code for a protein of 921 amino acids. NCBI's taxonomy places the organism in Eukaryota, Metazoa, Chordata, Crocodylia, Alligatoridae. The transcript is spliced from 19 exons.